UGAUGGAAGGGGCUCGAUGAACUUCAAAUCUAGCAGAAGACAAAAAUGAUUUUUAGAGGUAUCACUUAUAGUGUGUUGUCAUCAGUAAAAAGUGCACUGUUGAGAGAAACGUACAGGAGUGGUGUUGUGAGGGGUAAAGCUGGUAGAGUCCACUAUUCCUUGUUACGACCCUGGGAGUGUGAGGUCAGUCCCCAGAGGGCUGUCCCUGACAGUGUUCCCAAGCCUAACUAUGCCAGCUCAGGCUACUCCGAGGAACCUAGGACAGAUAUAGAGAUUAAGACUAGUGAACAGAUUGAAACCUUGAGGACAUCUUGCUCAUUGGCAAGGCACAUUUUAACCAUCGCUGGUGAAGCUGUGAAGGUGGGUGUGACCACAGACGAGAUAGAUGAACUUGUCCAUGACCUAUGUAUCUCACACAAGGCCUAUCCGUCCCCUCUGAACUACCACGGCUUCCCUAAGUCUGUCUGUACCUCUGUGAACAAUGUGGCUUGUCAUGGCAUACCAGACAGCAGACGACUGGAAGACGGAGACAUCAUCAACAUUGAUGUUACAGUGUUUUACAAUGGCUACCAUGGCGACUGUUCUGAAACUUUCUGUGUGGGUAAUGUAGAUGAGGGAGGAAGACGAUUGGUUAAUAUUGCCCGGAAAUGUAGAGAUGAAGCCAUUUCUGUAUGUAAGGAUGGUGCCCGAUUUUCUGACAUUGGAUGCAAAAUCAGUGAAAUUGCUGAGACUCGGGGCUUUACUGUGAUGUCCAUGUUCUGUGGUCAUGGUAUAGGCCAGUACUUCCAUGGCCCUCCUGACAUCAUUCAUGUAGCUCAUGAGGACAGUGCAGUGAUGAAGGAAGGAAUGACCUUUACUGUGGAGCCUGUGAUUUCAGCUGGUGGAGGGAAAAUCUGUAUCCUAGAGGAUGGAUGGACUGCCAUGUCUGUAGAUCAGAGUCGAUCAGCUCAGUUUGAGCAUACCAUAUUGAUCACCAAGGAUGGCUCAGAAAUCCUGACUGCUUAGUUUGAUCAGAGGUAAUGAGCGCUCCACGACUCAUGCAUACUUUUGUAAAUCAACUGAGCUCCAGAACUGAUGAACUCACUUUUCACGUAAUAUCCAUCUCAUCACAAACCUGAGCCUACUAGGUGAUCAUUUGAGUGUGAGAAUCUUAUAUUGACGACGAAGGAGGAUUUUGAAAGCUAUGAUGUCUCAGGAGCAGGAUUGAUAAUCUUGGGUAGAGCCUAUCUGUUUGAGCAAAGUUGUGGCUCUGGAAUCCUGAUAUCAUCAAUAUAAGCUGUGUACGCAGUGUCGUGUGGACAUACCAUCCUCAAUACCAGAGCAAAGUCUAAAGCCUUUUACACGGACCAUCCAAUAUGCUAGUCAGUGAGUGUUAAGUGUGCUGAAUGAAUGACUUGUUGUUUGACAUUUUUGAUGUGUGACGGUCUAGAGGUGUGUAUAUAUGUGUGGACAAGUCUUUUUUUUAUCAAAACAGUUGUUGAUGAUUUUGAGAUUACAUAUACAUGAUAUGUACAUAAGCAUUUUUGAUUGUUUUCUUAAUUGAACCUAAUGUAACUUAACUUAUCUUGUGCUUAUUUGUUCAACUGUUAUAUUUAGGGUUGUUCUUUAUUGUACUUACUGAUGUUUUGUGAGUUCCAACUACUCUACUUGAAGAAAUCCGUUACUAGGCUAAAUGAAUGUGCUCUUCUCGCUGAAAGUCACUUCUCUAUUGGAUUUUCAGCAGAUGAUUUAUUUUUUGUGACCACCUUCUUGUUAAAGCUGUCUGCAGUUCAUUUGUAUAGCCAAGUGGUUA
Liolophura sinensis is the source of this 1792-nucleotide messenger RNA. RefSeq names its product methionine aminopeptidase 1D, mitochondrial-like. NCBI's taxonomy places the organism in Eukaryota, Metazoa, Mollusca, Polyplacophora, Chitonida, Chitonidae. Gene Ontology annotation, biological process: proteolysis. The transcript has 7 exons. Bases 46 to 1005 code for a protein of 319 amino acids. Gene Ontology annotation, molecular function: metalloaminopeptidase activity. The record is from RefSeq and is a predicted model, not a curated record.